Penicillium manginii is the source of this 2037-nucleotide messenger RNA. RefSeq lists its product as uncharacterized. The coding region runs from base 1 to 2037 and encodes 678 amino acids. Lineage: Eukaryota; Fungi; Ascomycota; Eurotiomycetes; Eurotiales; Aspergillaceae. The record is from RefSeq and is a predicted model, not a curated record. Gene Ontology annotation, biological process: DNA-templated transcription; regulation of DNA-templated transcription. Gene Ontology annotation, molecular function: zinc ion binding; DNA binding; DNA-binding transcription factor activity, RNA polymerase II-specific. The transcript is spliced from 4 exons.
AUGUCGGCUUCGCUAUGGCUGCCAUUCACUGGUCAACAACCGAAACGAAAACGCGCAGAACUAGCUUGCAUUGCGUGCCACAGCAAGAAGAUUCGUUGUGAUCUCCAAACACGCGGUGGACAAGGAUUUAGCGACUGCAGCAAGUGUGCGGCUACCGGGAAGGACUGCCGGACUAGGCCGUCUCGACGAGGCAGACCAUCCAGCACCACUAUCACCCGCCCUUUGACCCCACCGGAUAGCAAUGCCAGCGAUCGGGUCAAUCUAUCUCGUCCAAGGCAAGGCAAAACAUCGAAUGCAGCAGAGCAAACUGACUCAGAAGGUUUCUCGAAUGAAUUCAGUCUGCAGCAGCAUGGUAGCCCAGGCGUUUUCCCUGCAGAUAAUCUACAUCGACAGUCUAUAUCGAGUGCAUUAUCCAGGAGUACUGAUUUCGAAAAUUGGUCGCCAUCUAUGAGUUACCUACCUGCCAGUCAACCGGCUCUGAACGCAAAAACCAUAUCAAUCCCGAGCGUGGCAAGUGAUUCACCAGCAACACAACGAACUGAGGAUCACUCCGAACAUAAUGACAGUUACCCAGUCGGGCAUGUCUUUCUGCCGGAGCUCCAGACAAAUGCACGAGAUCAGGAACGAUUGCUCGCUGAGAAGCUCCCAGUAAUUCCUAGUCUCCCAGACCCAGAUCUACAACAGACAUUUGCAGAGACCUAUUUCGAUUACUGCUAUACCUGGUGUCCAGUUCUUGAUCGAGAUACCCUCUCUGAUGAUCUCGCAAUGUCACCCCUCCUUCCGUGGUCGGUAGCCACAUCAAACCCCCCCAUGAUUCCUCAUGAUGGGCCAGCCACUUACUAUGAUCGAGCUCGCAGUCGAUUUUACGAUGAUGAAGAGCCAGAUGUGAUGACCUCGCUGAAAGCAAUCUCUCUGUUCUAUUGGUGGAGCCCCCGUCCGCCUACAAUUCUCCACCGACAUUCUUCAUGGUGGUGGACCUCUGUGGUUAUCCGGCACUGUCAACAGCUUGGUGUGCACCGUGAGCCCAAGCUUGAUAAUUCAAUUCGACAGCAAAUUGAUUUAAGUCUUCGGCGACGGAUAUGGUGGACCGCAUUUGCACGCGAACGUCUUACUGCUCUAUGUCAGAACAAGCCGUGUGUUAUCGACCCAGAAGACUGCACCCUGACAGAACCUACGUUGAGCGACUUCUCAAGUACUCUGGACCACCCCAAAGCAGAAGUAUUCAUAUAUUGGGUGCGACUAUGUGCUAUCAUUGGGAAAAUUGCCAAAUAUCUUUCCAGAAAUUGCGAUUCGGAAUCCUUCGCAUUCCCUGCACAUCUAGCUCGUGAGCUUGUUAGCUGGGUACAGUCCUUGCCACCACAUAUGCAACUUCCUAUCGGUUCGGACCGUACUUCUACCUUCAACCGAGAUGUUCAUCAACUUCAUCUUCCGUAUCUUGCCGUGAUAAUCAUCAUCCAUCUCAAGCGCUCGUCUUCCUCGCAGCCUCUUCCACAAGCAUACCCGCCUGCGAUAUUAGCAGCAACAUGCAUGGCUCGCAUAAUGCGAGACAUCCUCUCCCGAGGCGGUACAAGAUUUCUGAUGGCUAUCACAGGAUGGUACUGCGGCACAGCUUUUAUCGCCUUGCUCCAAGCUCUGCGUAUUGAUGGUCUAGCGAAAAGUGCAAAUGAGGACCUAGACAUCUUAACGCUGGCAGUAGGUCAGCUAGGAGUGAUGUGGCCCACCGCUGCAGUGUUUCAUUCCGGCUUUGGUCGUAUACGACCGAGUGCACCAGCAACAGAUUCGGAUUCGCAACGCGCGCCUGGCCCGGAGCUCGGUAUGAGUGAUGGGACUGCAUACAUGGAAAUGGCAGGUGGUAUUGACUGGACUACAUAUUUCCCAUUUGCCACGCCUCAUACCAGUGGAGUCGCUAGCAGGCUUUUGGUUCCACAUACUGAGGAGCUUUUCUUCGAUGAUGAUAUUUUUGCCGACGCAAUGCUUCAAUUUCAAGAUCUAUUCGAGCCUUGCGACACUCUAACGGAAACGACACUGUUCAUGUGA